Messenger RNA from Culex pipiens pallens (northern house mosquito), 4236 nucleotides. RefSeq lists its product as uncharacterized. Lineage: Eukaryota; Metazoa; Arthropoda; Insecta; Diptera; Culicidae. The record is from RefSeq and is a predicted model, not a curated record. Gene Ontology annotation, biological process: DNA integration. Gene Ontology annotation, molecular function: nucleic acid binding; zinc ion binding. The transcript has a single exon. The coding region runs from base 1 to 4236 and encodes 1411 amino acids.
AUGGCGGCGAACGCGUUGUCGUUUCGAAUGUUCGAGGAGGAAGUGGAGGAAUGGGAGUUAUUCAAGGAACAAUUGGAGGAGUUCUUCAAGUCGGCCAAGGUUCCGGCCGAAGGCAAGGUGCCGGUUUUGGUGAACUGCUUGAAGGUCCCGACCUACAAGCUGCUGCGUGACUUGUGUACGCCGGCGCGGCCAUCGACGAAAACCUACGACGAGCUGUGCAUUUUGCUGGGCUGCCACUUCACGCCGACGACGGUAGUACACAAGGAGAGACGGAUUUUCUUCACGGCAACAAGGGGCGAGAAUGGGCCAGAACCGGUGAAGAUGUGGUUGGCGCGGAUCAAGCGUUUGUCGGCCAAUUGCAAGUUCGGAGAUCAGUUGGCACAUAACCUCACAAACAAGUUCAUCUGUGGUUUGACUGGAAAAGCUUUUGAUCGGGUGUGUGAGGAGGACGAGAAAGUGACCCUCGAAAAAGCUCUGGCGUUGGCGUUGAAGUACGACGAGGAAGAAAAAGAAGCGCAGCCUGUCAACCUGUUGAAGAAGACGCAGCGACCCAGGGCGGACAAGGAGCCACGAGGAGAGCUGAAGUGCUACGCUUGCGGAGCGCCGGGGCACGUCAGAUCGAAGUGUCGGUUCCGGGAGGCGGUAUGUCGCAGGUGCAGAAUGAAGGGGCACAUCGAGGCUGCGUGCUUGCGGAAGACGGAGCACUUCGUCGAGGUGCGAACGCCGUCGUCUCCGGUCCAGGAGGAGGGUUACGGCGAGGAAGAGGACGACGUUAAGCUGGAGCACAACUUUUUGAGUAAGGCCGAUCCUGUAGUGUAUAGUAUUAUUUCCCCCAAGUCUGAAAGUGCGCCGUUUAAGGCAGUAGUGAGUGUGGGUAAACAAACUUUUGCUAUGGAGAUCGAUUCGGGAGCGGCUAUCUCGGCUGUGUCGGAAAGCUUUCGUCGUGCGAAAUUGGCUCAAUUGGAGGUUAGGAGUACAAAGCUUAGUUUGAUGGGUUAUUCGGGGGAGUGCUUAAAAGUGUUGGGGUGUGUUGAACCAGAGCUGGUGUUUAAUGGUGUGACGAAAAGGGUGGUGUUUGCGAUUGUGGAAAAAGGUGGCCCUCCCCUACUGGGGCGCAACUUCAUCAAAGCGUUUGGACUACAGAUUUUACCGAUGAACGUCAUGAGUGUGUCAAGUGUGAAUGAUAAACUAGAAGGACUGUUGAAGCGCUAUGAUGAUCUGUUUUCCGGGAAGCUUGGAAGCUACAAGGGGAUGGAAGUGGACAUUACGCUGGAGGACGGAGCGAAGCCGGUGUUUUGUAAACCAAGACCAGUUCCGUUCAGCUUUGAGGAAGCAGUCGAGAAGGAGUUGAACACCGCAGUGGAGAUGGGGGUGUUGACCAAGUGCGACUCGUCCGAUUGGGGAACCCCGGUGGUGCCAGUGUUGAAGGACGAUGGCAAAUCCAUCCGCCUUUGUGGCGACUACAAGAUUACCGUGAACAAGUAUGUGAAGGAAGUGCGUCACCCGUUGCCAAGGAUAGAGGAGGUUAUGGCGAAGCUGAAUGGAGGAAAGCUGUUUUCGAAGUUGGACCUGAGUCGUGCCUACAACCAGUUUGUUCUGACCGAAGAGUCCCGAAGAGUGUGUGCGCUAUCAACCCAUAAAGGUGUCUUUCUCAUGAAUCGGCUUCCAUUUGGCAUCAAAACGUCGUCAGGGAUCGUUCAGAGAGAAAUGGAGAAGUUGUUUGCGAACGAGCCUUUUGUGAUUACGUUCAUCGAUGAUGUUCUAAUAACAGGCAGGAACGAUGAGGAGCACCUGGCCACCUUGGAGAGAGUCUUGGAGAUUUUGCACAGAUCGGGAUUAACGUUGCGCAAGGAUAAGUGCACAUUCUUCAAGAAGAAGGUCAGCUAUCUGGGCUUUGAGAUCACCGAGAACGGAGUAACGAAGACGCAAGACCGACUGAAAGCGAUCGUGGCGGCGAAAGCUCCUGAGAAUGUCUCAGAGGUUCGUGCAUUUGCGGGAAUGAUGAACUACUACGGGAGGUUUAUCAAAGAUUUGUCCACGAUUAUGUCCCCGUUGUACGAGCUGCUGAAAAAGGGGAGCAAAUUCGUUUGGUCCCAGAGCUGUCAGGCGGCGUUCGAGCGAGCUAAACAGGAGGUUUGUAAAGAUGUUUCCCUGUCACAUUUCGACCCGAAGAAGGAGAUUGUGUUGAUUUGCGAUGCGUCAAAUGUGGGAGUGUCAGCAGUCUUGGCGCACAGAGAGCACAACGAGGAUCGACCGAUUGCAUUCGCGAGUAGAACGCUCAGCCCGAGUGAGAAAGGUUACAGUGUUCUGCAGAAGGAAGGUCUGGCCAUCGUGUUUGGAUUAAACAAGUAUUACUUCUACCUGGCUGGGAACAAGGUUACCAUCAAGACAGACCACAAACCGUUGGUCGCGAUUUUCGGCCCUCAGAAGGGGGUACCAGUGAUGGCAGCUGGGCGGAUGCAGAGGUGGGCGAACUUCAUAUCGGGAUUCCAGUACCAGAUGGACCACAUUUCGUCGGAAGAGAAUGUAGCUGACUAUCCAUCCCGUUGUCCAGUCGAGUCGUGGGAGCUGUGGAAGGAGGAUGGAACGUAUUUGAACUUCAUCACUUCUGGAAGCAAACUGUCAUUGGAUACCGACGCGUUGAGAGCAGCUACUGAAGGCGAUAAAGUUCUGUCCUUUGUGAGACAACAGGUUCUUCUGGGCAAGAAGCAGGGGCUGCAGAACGACGAGUUCCAAGCCUUCGCUCGAAUCUACGAAGAACUGGCAGUGGAAAACGACAUCGUGAUGAGAGGAUUCCGAGUUGUUGUUCCAGCAUCGUUGAGACAGGUGGUUCUUGAGGAACUGCACACUGCUCAUCUGGGAGUGAACAAAUCUAAAAGUGUCGCGAGAGGUUACUUCUGGUGGCCAGGAUUGGACGAGGCGAUCGAGAGUUACAUACGGGGUUGUAGCGCGUGUCUUUCGGAGCAACCGUCGCCGCCGUUAGCAGAGUUGAUACCCUGGGAGGUUCCGAUUCGUCCCUGGUCGAGAAUUCACGUGGAUUAUGCUGGCCCGAUCCAAGGUGUGUGGUACCUGAUAGUAAUCGACGCUCUUACUAAAUGGCCGGAAGUAUUUCCGACCAGAACGAUCACGGCGACGUUUACCAUCGAGAGGUUGAUGGAAUGUAUGGCGCGAUUUGGUUUGGUCGAUGAAAUUGUCUCGGACAAUGGGACGCAGUUCACGGCAAAGGAGUUUAAAUCCUUCGUGGAAGCAAACGGAAUCAAGCACAACUUAACCGCACCGGGACACCCCGCCUCCAACGGGGCGGCAGAAAAUUUUGUAAAGACGUUCAAGUCUGCGUUGAAGAAAGCCUGUAACGAUGGUUUGGGACGCCGCUCCAGCGAAGUCUUGAACAAUUUUCUGAUGGCCUACCGCAAGUCAACGCACUGUUCGUCGAAAUUGUCGCCAGCGGUUGCUUUGUUGGGACGAGAAAUGGUGACAAAAUUCGAUCGUAUGCUGCCCCAAUCGACCAAGCCAGAGGUGCCCAAACUGGACGUACUGAAGGAGAACUUGACCACAGCCCAAAGGAAGCAGCAACGGCAGUUUAAAGGUUCGCGGAUCCAUGAAUUCUGCCCGGGAGAGAAAGUGUUGGUGAGAGAUUACUCCGAUCCGAACCACACCAAGUGGGAGAAAGCUGUCGUCGAUCAGGUACUGGGAAAGCGCAAUUAUCUGGUCACUUUAAGCAGUUCAAGGCGUCGAAUUAAGCGUCACCUCGAUCAGAUGGUGCCUGACACGUCGGUGGCAAAAGCGGGUGCGCGGAUGUUUCCCAAGAGCGGUGGUGCUAGUUGUGUUCCAAGUCGUCCUUCCAGCUCGCUACUUUCAGGGAACUAUUCUGCUAAAAUUGUCUUGGGUAGUGAGACGAAAGCUUCGACACAGCCGGCGGCAGUACAACCUGAGUCACGCGAGGGGGCGGAGUCGCCGGUAGGACCACAGGAGACUCAAGAGUUAGGAGACAUGGUCGGUGAGGAGGAGGUUCGGGGUUUUGACACAGGAUGGUCGGUUCAGGGAAAGAAGCGUAAGGUGAAAGAAGUCUUUCCGGAUCCAUAUGCUAGGAAAACCUCUAAAAGGCUUAAACGCAGCAAGUACGAUCAGCUCCUAAGAAUGUUCCUACCUUUGCAGAAUUCAGCCUGUGAGAAAUCGGAACACAAACCUAACAGCAACGGACCAAACGGAGAGCUUAGCGAAAACCAACAUGCUUAG